Messenger RNA from Zea mays, 2563 nucleotides. Its product is annotated as replication protein A 70 kDa DNA-binding subunit B. Gene Ontology annotation, molecular function: DNA helicase activity. NCBI's taxonomy places the organism in Eukaryota, Viridiplantae, Streptophyta, Magnoliopsida, Poales, Poaceae. The transcript is spliced from 15 exons. The record is from RefSeq and is a predicted model, not a curated record. Gene Ontology annotation, biological process: DNA repair; telomere maintenance. Bases 1 to 2316 code for a protein of 771 amino acids.
AUGGACACAAUUCAAGGUAUAACAGAUGCUAUUAGUCGUGGAUGCACAAGUGGCAAUGAGAUGGGUAAAACAAUUAUUUUACCUGCAUCACAUAUCGGCGACAGACGUUAUAUGAUACAAAACUAUCAUGAUAGUAUUGCGAUCUGUCGUGUUCAUGGACCACCAGAUUUCUUUAUCACUUUCACCUGCAAUGCAAAUUGGCCUGAAAUUAAAGAGAGCUUAUUCGAGCCUGGGCAAAAUCCUCCAGAUAGAUCUGAUGUGAUCGUACGAGUUUACCACAUGAAACUUCAGGAUAUGCUUCAUGAUAUUAGAUCUAAAUCUAUUUUUGGCCCAUGCAACGCAGGAUUCUUCUUUGUUUCUGGUUAUGGAGGCACUGGGAAGACAUUUUUAUGGAAAUCCAUUAUAACAUACUUACGAGCACAGAAAAAAAUAGUACUUGCAGUUGCAUCUUCAGGAGUUGCGUCGUUGCUACUACCUGGAGGUCGUACAGCUCAUUCUCGUUUCAAGAUUCCUUGUGAUUUAGAUGAAACUGCUAUCUGCGAUAUUAGGAGAGUUACUAUUCUACAAUUAACAGAGAACAUGCGACUUUCAUCACCUAAUUUACCAGAUGAAGUGAAAAAUGAAAUUGCUCUUUUCAGCAAAUGGACAUUAGACAUUGGUGAAGGAAAGAUUGAAGCAUCAGCAAAAAUUGGCAUGGAGUUCACGCUUAUCCCAGAUUUAGUUCCACAAAACAGACAUGCUGUUAUAAAGGUGUAUGUCUCAAGAAAAUGGAUUUUCCGUGGUGCAAUGGACAACGGACCCAUACAUCACAUUGAUCUUGUGUUGAUAGACAAAGAGGGUCAUGGCAUCUGCGCUGAAAUCCCUAGAAAUCUAGCUGAAGAAAAAGGAUCCAUCAUCGAAGAAAAUAAAAUAUAUGAGAUCAGCAGAUUCAGAAUAUCUUCAGCAAGACUAAUGUUCAAACCUGUUCACAUGGACAAAAUGAUCCACUUUACGUAUCACACAAUUAUUAAUGCAUCACUUGAUACUCCACCGGCAUUUUCAAGAUAUGUCUACCAUCUAACUCCAUUCGAUCAACUUGAAUCUUAUAUUCAAAAGAAUGAAUACUUCCUUGAUGUACUCGGAGUUAUAACUCAAGUGAGUGCAUUGAAACCAGUCGGAACACAUACCCAGGAAAGCUCAAAUGUCAUAAAAGAGAUCAUAAUAAAAGAUAUCAAUGAUAUCACAAUGAGAGUAACCCUAUGGGCAGAAAGGGCUAGAGCUUUUAAAUUAGAAAAUGUUUACGACCCUCUAGAGCAAAAGCCAAUUGUCACACUCUUUGUGGGUUGCCUAGCCAAAAAUUUCCAAGGUAUAUACUUAAAUGGUGGAACAGCAUGUAGAUGGUAUUUCAAUCCAGAUAUCAGAGAAGCUGCUCCUUAUUAUCAAAGGUUUGAAUCUCAGAAAAUCAAACUACAUAUAUCAUCAGAACAGGAACAACUAUAUGUUACAAAAGAAACAAAUGUAGAACACAAGACCUUGCAUGAGCUUCUUGAGUUGCAUCCAUAUGCUUUUCCGAAACAAGGAUAUCAAUGCACAGCUACAAUCAUAGAAGUACCUACAACAAGUCGUUGGUGGUUUCCAGCUUGCACAAAAUGCGGUCGAGCAUGCAAACCGCAAAAUGGUGGUUACUAUUGCCCCUACUGCAAAUCAGAAGCGUACAUACUAAGGUAUAAAUUAACAUUUAUGGGAUCCGAUGGAACAGCAACAGCACAAAUGUUCUGCUUUGAUACUGUAGCACAACAUGUAGUUGGCAGAUCCUGUGAAACAGUUCUAAAACAAGUCACUGAAGCAGCGCCAAUACCUCCAGAUCUUGCACAAAUAGUAUCCUUAAAAUUUACAUUUCGUGUAACAGUAUCAAACCAGACCUUCUCUCAACGAGAGCAGCGACCCACUGUGUUACAAAUAAAUUCUAUAGUCGCUGUACAUGGAAGACAGCGCUCUCUACCAAAAGGAAUUCAAACCAUCAUAGAUCAAGGUCCCUCAACACCAAACAAAGAAGCUACACUCAAAUUAUUAAAAGAAUCACCUUCUACUUCUAUGGAAAGAUUAUCGACAAAAUUAUUAACAGAUGUUGGCAGAAAACUCACAUAUUCAACACAGGCUGAAGACAUCACAAAGUCUCAAAUCUUGGAUGCACCACAAGAAACCAAUGCAGACAAGGAAGUUCCUGCUGACAAGGACAAAGAGAUCGAACCUAAUCUUCGGUCUCCUCCAAAAAGGCACAAACAAGAACCACUAAUAAUCAAGGAUUCCACGGAACCAGAACACCGCCAAGAAUGAUAUGUGCAAGCGUAUAGAAUUAGUUCAAAGAAUAGCUAAUGUCUACAUUCUGUGCAACCUCUUUUAUAACCCUAAAAUUGUAGUACUAACAACAAUACAAUCAGUUCGUAUGGCCUGGCUCGUUUCUCUGUAGGGUAGAUUGUCUUUCUAAAAGAGCCAUUAAGACUAAAUAUUAUUAGCUUGUAUAAUUAAUACUCAGAACCUAAUGACUGCUUAGUGCUCUAAUUAUUGUAUAUAUUUUAUUAAA